GGUCUGGCAGAGAAGCCACGACUCGUGGGGCGCCCCGAGUGGGCGGGGUGCGGGGCGGCGCUUCUGCAGGACUGGGCGGCGACUGCAGGGACGCCAGGAGGGAUGCAGACGAGGAGCCCCCAGAUGGGUCUGCGCCCCCGGUGGGGCUCGUCCCCGUCCUCGACGCUCAGCCCGCCUUCCUGCUGGAGCCGCAUCCAGGAUUCGGCCUUUAACAUGCCGAGGCCGCUGCGGCUUUGCUCACUGUCCCGCUCGGCCGCCGCCGCUGCCCCUGGCCCGGCGCUGACUCAGCGGCUGCGGGGCCACCCGCACCCGGGCCGGGUGGGGACCCCGCCAGGGCCGUGCCCGUCCAGCCGGUGCAGGAAAGUGUCGGGCAGCGAUCCGGCCCCCCGGGUCGACCCACCAAGCCGGCCGCUGGGGCCAGGAAGGUUCUGGAAGGGAAGAUUGGUUAGGAAAGACAUACAGGGGCUGCCUCUGUUGCUUUAGAUCCUCAAACGGGUUCCUGGGGGGGCUCCUGCAGGUGGAAGAUGGUCACAGCCAGCUCUGAGCACCCCCGCCAUGGACACGCCCACCCCCGAACCCCCAUACCUGGACGUAGACAAGGGACUGACAGUGGCCUGCUUCGUCUUCCUCUGCUUCUUCCUGCUGCUAAUGAUCGUCCGCUGCGCAAAGGUCAUCAUGGACCCCUACAGCGCCAUACCCACCUCCACCUGGGAGGAGCAACACCUGGACGACUGAACCCCCGAGCUAGGCAGGGAAGAGAGGUGGCCGCAGAACAUGGACAAGGGGUCUGACUCAGAACUGACUGCACUCACCACAGCACCGCAGUUCACUCACUGGGAAAGACACAAGUCAGAACUGGAGACCCCUGAACUCCCGGGAGCCCCGUUUUCCCAGCCCAGUCUGGGGGGAUUGACUAUCUCCCUAUAGUCAAUUCUGUGCAAUUGGAAAUUUGGGGACAUGCAAAGAGAAGGGGAGCUGCCCCGUUAACCCCUCCA
Suncus etruscus (white-toothed pygmy shrew) is the source of this 995-nucleotide messenger RNA. RefSeq names its product cortexin domain containing 1 (gene CTXND1). The coding region runs from base 556 to 735 and encodes 59 amino acids. The record is from RefSeq and is a predicted model, not a curated record. The transcript has 3 exons. NCBI's taxonomy places the organism in Eukaryota, Metazoa, Chordata, Mammalia, Eulipotyphla, Soricidae.